AGAAAUGUCUACGUCGGAAUCUGAAGGACAAGUGAUCGGUUGCCACACUGAUGCUACCUGGACCGACCAGCUUCAGAAGGCAAUCGACAAUAAGAAGUUGGUAGUUGUGGAUUUCACUGCUUCCUGGUGCGGACCGUGCCGCUUCAUAGCUCCUUUCUUCGCGGAGUUGGCUAAAAAGUUUCCUCAAGUGAUGUUCCUCAAGGUGGAUAUUGAUGAGUUGAAGUCGGUUGCUAGUGACUGGGCAGUGGAGGCGAUGCCGACCUUCAUCUUCCUCAAAGAAGGGAAGAUCUUGGACACCAUUGUAGGAGCAAAGAAAGAAGAGCUGCAGCAGACUAUUGCUAAGCACCUCAAUGCUACUACUGCCUAGAAAUAUGCUAGUACUAAUCAGUUAUUUUUAUUUCUCUUGCAUACUAAUGUUGAUAUUUUAUUCAAUAAAUGCAUAUGCUUUUUAUUCAA
This is a messenger RNA of Salvia hispanica, 456 nucleotides long. RefSeq names its product thioredoxin H1. Lineage: Eukaryota; Viridiplantae; Streptophyta; Magnoliopsida; Lamiales; Lamiaceae. The record is from RefSeq and is a predicted model, not a curated record.